AUGCACGACAGUCGUACAGACAGAAUGAUGCACACAGGCCAUGGGCAGCAGCAGCGCAAGCAAAAGGCGGCGGCAUCAGGCCUCAUCAUCUCGCCGCCGCCAGCAUCAGUGUCGCUCGCUCGUCACAGCUACAGUCGACACUUCCAUACAGCGAAGAGCCCGCCUUUGACCCCCAUCACUGGCUCGUCGACAUGUUCCGUUCACAGCCGGGGUCAAGACAACGCAACAGGGCUACAUCGCUCAUUCGAAUUGGAAGUCAGGCUCGAGCAAGAGCCUGAAGAUUGCAUCUAUACCACUGAUUCGCCGUAUGCGGCGCUGCAGAGUGCAAGGUAUGACCAAACUUGCUUCGAGCGUCCAACCUGGCGAACUCCUCCUUCUCUCAGCGCAAGUGAAUCAAGCACAGCAGGCAGUCCGACACUGGGCUCCUUCUCACUCCGUUUGGAUACCCGAGAUGAGUCUGUCUUGCCAGAGCUACCGGCAUUCGAAUUGGAAUCGCUGCGUAAAGAAUUUGGCAGUGCAAGUCCAAGUCAAAGCGAGCUCGGCAUCACAGAGAGUCCGGCACGGAGGAGUCAGCAGUACGGCGAUAUCUACAUAAGUCUCGAUGGGGUGUCAGAGCCACCCAAGUCUCCGUUCUACGUGCAGCCGCAUCAGGUCAAGCGGCAGUCGCCACUGUCUCUGAGCCAUGUUCCCAUACUGCUCGAUGAACGGCCAAUGGCGACCACAAUAAAGGUCCGUGCACCACCUGUGUCUCCAUCGCCUGUGCCGCGAAAGACAUCAGGAUCAAAGGCGACGCCAAAGCGAGAAUUACUCCCUUCUGCGCUAAGCGACUUUGCCAAUAGGGAAUUGCCGGCUGUACCUGGCGGUAGGCCAUACAAGCCGCAAAGACUCUUUGGCGCCAAACCAGUGCUUCAACAAGAAACGGAGGAACUUGAUUUAUCUUUUGCAGAGAUGCCUGUAUCGUACAGGCGGCCGUCCAUGUCAUCAGUGUCGCCUGGCAUUCCUGUGUCGCCUGUCAGGUCUGUCAGAGAAGAUAUACCUGUUUUGUUUGCCUGUCCCACGCCUCCAGGAAAAUCGCCUUCGAGAAACAAAGGUGUCAUGACUGAGAGUUCCAAGUAUGUUGGUACUGAUCACUCAGCUGGACUGAAGCCUUCGAGAUUGUACGAUAUGAUUUGA
This is a messenger RNA of Protomyces lactucae-debilis, 1173 nucleotides long. RefSeq lists its product as uncharacterized. The coding region runs from base 1 to 1173 and encodes 390 amino acids. The transcript has a single exon. The record is from RefSeq and is a predicted model, not a curated record. Lineage: Eukaryota; Fungi; Ascomycota; Taphrinomycetes; Taphrinales; Protomycetaceae.